CAGUGCGUGCUAGGAGCGGAGGAAAGACGGACGAGCCACGCAUCCGCAUCACCGAGGAGGAGGAGGGUGGCGCGGUGGCAUCGCCUGCAGGAAUUCAGUUGUAAAGUCCACACAGGAGGCAAAAAUGCGCUGAGAGGAGAACUGAGUGGAGCCUUCUGUCGUUAACCAAAGAUUAUCAGACUACCUUACGGCACUGAGACACCUGAAGGAGAGACACACUCACGCGCUCCGGACAAGUUGUGAUUUCAGAGGAAAUCCGGCUGGAGAUGAAUACCAACGAUGCCAAGGAGUAUCUCGCGCGGCGGGAGAUACCUCAACUGUUUGAGAGCCUGCUGACGGGUCUGAUGUACUACCGCCCUGAUGACCCUAUCGAGUACCUGGAGGGCUGUCUGAAGAAAGUCAGUGAGCUGGGAGGACCUGACAAGGUGCGGUGGGAUACAUUUGUGGGGCAGGAGAAGAAGUCGCUUCCUCCUCUCAAUGGUGGCCAGUCACGCAGGUCUCUCUUCAGAAAUGUGUUGCCAGACAGUCCCAACUUUCCCUACAGACGCUACGACCGCCUCCCUCCCAUCAGCCAGUUUUCCAUUGAGAGCGAUUCCGACCUGUCAGAGACCGCGGAGCUCAUAGAGGAGUAUGAGGUGUUUGACCCGUCCAGACCGAGGCCCAAAGUCAUUCUGGUCAUAGGCGGCCCUGGCAGUGGCAAAGGAACGCAGUGCCUGAAGAUUGCCGAACGCUACGGCUUCCAGUAUGUGUCAGUGGGCGAGCUGCUGAGGAAGAAGAUGAUACACAACGCCACCAGCAACAGGAAGUGGAGCCUCAUUGCCAAAAUCAUCACCAACGGAGAGCUGGCACCACAGGAAACGACAAUAACUGAGAUCAAGCAGAAGAUCAUGAAGAUCCCAGACGCUAAUGGGAUUGUUAUUGAUGGGUUUCCUCGAGACGUCGGACAGGCUUUGUCCUUUGAAGACCAGAUCUGCACUCCUGACCUGGUGGUGUUCCUGGCCUGCACCAACCACCGCUUGAAGGAGAGGCUGCAGAAACGAGCGGAGCAGCAGGGACGACCUGACGACAACCCCAAGGCCAUCGACCGCCGCCUGACCAACUUCAAGCAGAACACCAUCCCACUGGUCAAAUACUUCCAGGAGAGGGGCCUUAUUGUUACGUUGGAUGCAGACCGAGAUGAGGAGGAGGUCUUCUGUGACAUCAGCAUGACUCUGGACAAUAAACUGUUUCCCUCCCAAGAGCCGGCCGCAGGUCCCAGUGAGCUGGACCUCAGUCUGCUGGGAGAAAGCAGCAGUCUGGCAGAUGCUGCCUGCAAAAGCGAUGAGGUUGAAGAGGAGGAAGAAGAAUUUGGUUUUGCUGAAGGAACAACAGAAAGUUAUCGUACAGAACAGAAGAAACCAAAGGUCAUCUUCGUGAUUGGUGGUCCAGGAUCGGGUAAAUCUGUGCAGUGCGAGCGGAUGGAGGAUAGGUUCAGCCUGCGUCGGGUCACUGUGGGUGACCUGCUGUGUACCGAGCUGCAGUCUCACAGCGACAGAGGACGACACCUGCGGGACGUUUUGGAGAGAGGAGAGCAGCUGCCAGAGGACACAAUUCUGGAGCUGUUGUGCGAUGCAGUGGCAUCGUCAGUGCGGCAGGGGAAAGGUCUGGUGAUCAGUGGCUUCCCCAGAGACCUGAGACGGGCUGAGGAAUACGAGGCCAAGAUGGGGGAGCCCAGUGUAGUCCUCUUGCUGAGCUGCUCAGCAGACACCAUGUCCAGCCGUCUGCAGUGCCGCCGCAGGUCCUCCUCCUCCUUCAGCUUCCAGGCAGCCUCAGACAGAGAGGAUGCCCUGUACAGGAGAGCUGAGAGUUUCUUCAGUGACAGCCAGGAGGUGGCUGCUCACUACGAGUGCAAGAAGCUCCUGCACACGAUUGAUGCUGAGAAGUCACCGGAUGAAGUCUUCUCCCAGAUCUGCCAGGCGAUGGAGACCUUCUAAUUUCUGCAACCACUCCUCCCUCCAACCCCGAAUCUCUCCCAUCCAGGAGCUCCACCUGUGAAGACUUCUCUCUUCCUCCACAAGGAGACUCACCCACCUCUUCUCUCACACACGUACACCACACACACACACGCAAACACACCCCCACGCACCCCCCCACACACACACACACACACACACAGACACACACUCAUUUAACUCCAGUGAUCUGCAUGCCCCAUAUCGGUGAAACCUCUUCCUGCUUUUAACACUGGUGAAGCGCCUGGUUGUCACUUUCUGCUUCACCCACUCGCAUCGUCUCUCUCUUGCAUCAACCUCAAUAUAUGCUGCCAACUGUCCGGCCGAGGCAGAUAACUGUACUGAGAAACAUGGCAUUCCUGCUGUGACUGAGAGCAUGUUUGUAGUGGAGUAUGUGAAACUGCAGAGAGGGAGAGAGAGAGGGUUCCUGCCACGCUGCAAAGUGGAAAUGUCAGUGUGUGUUCAUGCUCUCAUGCACAGCAUUGUGUUUUAUAUUGUGACAAGCAUGCAAGAAUUACAAUCAAAGCUUAACUGCCUUUUGUGCAUUGAAUAAAAAAGCAGAAAAAUCUUUAAAAGUGUUGGAAAAUAUUGCAUUUGUAUGUUUCCGAAGCUCAUCGUACAAGUGCUUGUUUUGAGUCUGGUAUUUAACAUUCAAUAAAGCCAGUGCAUUUGCUAAAA
Messenger RNA from Cheilinus undulatus (humphead wrasse), 2669 nucleotides. It is a transcript of the gene ak5, whose product is annotated as adenylate kinase 5. The transcript has 14 exons. Gene Ontology annotation, biological process: nucleoside triphosphate biosynthetic process. Gene Ontology annotation, cellular component: cytoplasm; cytosol. NCBI's taxonomy places the organism in Eukaryota, Metazoa, Chordata, Actinopteri, Labriformes, Labridae. The coding region runs from base 267 to 1973 and encodes 568 amino acids. Gene Ontology annotation, molecular function: nucleoside diphosphate kinase activity; ATP binding. The record is from RefSeq and is a predicted model, not a curated record.